Messenger RNA from Anneissia japonica, 3254 nucleotides. RefSeq lists its product as uncharacterized. NCBI's taxonomy places the organism in Eukaryota, Metazoa, Echinodermata, Crinoidea, Comatulida, Comatulidae. The coding region runs from base 739 to 2202 and encodes 487 amino acids. The transcript has 11 exons. The record is from RefSeq and is a predicted model, not a curated record.
AACUAGUAAUUAAUUAAAAUAAAACUAGCUAUAAAUACACCGACAGUCAACUUUCUGCCAAUUAACAAAUGAACGUUAUAAUAAGGUAUAAAACUUUACGAUGAAUUUUACAUUUUUAUGUUGAAGAGGUUUUUCUUUUUUCUUUUUUCUAUUUUUUAAAAUUUUUACAACACAACCACGUAUACCACCUAAUUAUGUUGCUGCAGCAUUAAGUGUUAAAGACAUAUUAUGAAUAUUUAAACCAACGUUAGCAGCAAUAUUUUUGCUUGGCUGCUUCUCACCCCCUCCCCACCCCAUCCAAGAAGCGAACAAGUUUAGUGUGUUAUGUACCAUACAUUCAGGAGAAUGAUAAACUAUUACAUAAUUUGCUGAAACACGUAUCAGCAUUUUGCUAUUAACUGCACUAAUUAUAAUUGCUAUGAUAUUGCGUCAUUAGGUCUAUAAGAGGCCCUGGUCAUUGGUUCUAUAGGUACUAAUAUUUUGGCAUUGGUCCCUGGUUUAAAGUUCAUAGUAAACUAAUAUUUAUAUAAGAAAUUUACUGUUUGACUUGGAUGCAGUAACAGCAGCGGAUGUGUAUUCAACAACAUGUGACCAUUAUCAGUUUAAAAUAAGAUAAAUAGAGAAAGAAAACGUCAUACAGUGAUUAAUCAACUGUGAACUGAUGGAUCUGCAAUAAUGGAAUUAUUUGGUCCCAUUUGAUGGCCAGAAGGACUUAAGCUUGCUUGGUCAACGGGUAGUAUGUAUCACGGCGAAAAGUACCCGAUCCUAGGAUUAAAAGAUAAACGCACCUCAAAAUCCGCAUCAAGCCUCGGAAGUGCAACAGAAUCCUAUGGAGUGUCCGGCUACAAAAGUUUAUCAAUGAGUGAGACACGAACAUUGUCGAAUGUUUCCGACAUGGAAUUUAGUCAAGAACUGGCAUUCGGGGAAGAUAAUGACAUAAGUAGACAUAGCCAGGAUAGUCAGUCGAUAGAUUCGUAUUCAGAGCAAGUUAACAACGGGGAAGCAUUACAAGCUUGUAAAAAUUCUGUUAUUCAACCAUACCAAAAACUACUGACCAUCCUUGGGUGGCGACCAAUAUUCACUGCGGUGCCUUAUCACAACCAACCAUCAAGAUGUGUGCGCCCCAUCAACUUUUUCUAUCCGAUGUUAGUCUUCUGUGUCAUAAUUCUGAGCUUCCUUCUCCAGUUUGCUUCAUGCUAUCGUGUCAAUAUAAAUAUCCCUCAACAAAGAAACGCGUCAUCAAUGCGUCACAAUUUCUUAGACUGUCAAGAGUUUAUGAUCAGUCAGUAUAUAAUCCCAGAUGUACUGCAGUUAACAGCUUACGUUUACGCAUAUUAUAUCUACAAAGUAUGGGACAAGGAACAGCUUCAGACGCUCAUUGAACGAGUUUUCUUAAAGAGCGGUUCCAAUAAGUGUGGCCUUUCUCCACGACAAUUAGCCAAAACUAUGAAAGCAUUUGUGGUACUAGGAUUUUUUUGGAUCGUCUGCGCCAUCAGUGUGCAGAUCUUACACGUGAUUUCUCAAGAACAGAUGUCAUUUACAUUCCUUCAUGUCAGCUCUAAUGCUCAGUACUAUACUCUUGUGAUUCUCAUGUUACUGGGAUGUGUUAUUCUCGAUACUGUAUACGUCACCGCAAUAAUCGACUACGUCACACAGUGUCAACUCUUAAUAUAUUUACUACAAGGUUUAUGUGACCGUGUAAGAGAGAGAACUAUAGAUUUAGAAGAAGCCAUUAAAGAUAUUCAAGAAGCAGAGACGCUAUCCCGAAUAGUCAAUUAUCGCAUUGCGUCAUGCAUAUCAUUACUUUUAUUCAAUUUGGGUUUAAUGGCUGUACUCGACUGUGUUGCGUUUGCUGACGGUAGGUUGUUAAAUUUUACAACGUUAAUGUACAUGGCUAGCCUUUGUGGUGCAGUGGUUUGGAUUUGUAUUUCCGGAACUCCGUUCAUACAGGCUGCUCGGCUUAACUCGGCAUGUCGGGCAGUGCUGACACUGGGGCACGAGAUACGCUCGAGACCGUUCGGCUUUCAAGAUACACAAACGGGAGCUCUCGAUUCAUUCCUUUUAUUUACAUCCACUAUCACGUUUAAGGCUAAACUGUUCCGAACAACAGUGAACUCGUCGUUUCUGUGCGUUUCUUUUACUAUAAUAUCGUUUACAUUACUCUUCCUCUUCCAAUUGGAAUUCUUUCAAGUUUGGAACUGAUCAUCAAGUUAGACAAUAAUGUUAAUUUGGAUUACAUUAUUUAAUGAUGACGGUAUGUUCCGUUUGCUAGUGACAGUGCAACAUUAGUAAUUCAUUGCGCACACUCAUUGAUGACAUCACGUCAUGUGUUGAUAAGAGUGGUGGAUAUAUAUAAGUAUAAUGACUUUUAUGUGCCUUCACAGUCGGAUAUUUUUAAGGACAGAAAUAAAGAAAAGAACAGACUGAAAGAAAGAGAGAAAAGAGCAAAAAAAAAAAAAGAAGCAAAAUAGAAUCUAUGAAAGACAUCAUCUGCCUUCUUUUUAGGGUUGUGCAGACUUUAUGAUGAUGUGACUAUGUGUUGCACAAGGGCAUACUGUAGUAUGUUGGGCGUUUUAUUGAGGACAAAUGUUGUCCAUUCAUCGACAUCGACUUGUUGAGCAUUAAAAUGAUGACCCCAAUAAACCUUACUAUCUUUAAUAUUUUUGCCAAAAUUGUAACACGAAAUAAUUAGAAUCCAUGCUCAUGGAUAAAUCAUGGAACAUUAAGAUACCUACAAUUUCUUUGUAUACAUGUCGAUAUGCCUCUAUUUGGAAAUAAAUCGUGUGUAUUGUAGCUACUAGGGAUGGCAGUUUUUUUACAACACAAAAGUACUUUGUAGUUUUGUUAAAACUUUGAGAGUCAAACGUACGUAUGAGAGGCUCGUUCAAUGGUCAGUGAAUAAUAAAGCUGCACACUGCCUUUCAGCCAAUUACAGAGAGAAACGCUCAGGUUAUUUAUCUUAAAUUUAGUUUAACAGCAAGUGCAUCCCAUUUUAAUAGACCUUCCAGAGUGCCAAUCAAACUUGACCAACCAGAACAGUCAGGAAUAUGCGCGUGUCUAACAAACACAUAUGUUGUCCUACAAAUGCAAUGUUUGCGUAUGUGAACCACUAUCUCUAUACAUGUAUAUUAAGGGACCUCCUGACCAACAAAAUUCAAGAGGUGGAGCUUAGUGGCAAGGGCCAUUAGGAAUACUGUAUUCUUUUAAAUAUUGCAUAUUUUAUGUUGAAAAAAAUAAAUAAAUAAAAAAUCUGA